Messenger RNA from Durotheca rogersii, 2691 nucleotides. RefSeq names its product ARS binding protein 2-domain-containing protein. Lineage: Eukaryota; Fungi; Ascomycota; Sordariomycetes; Xylariales; Xylariaceae. The transcript has 2 exons. The record is from RefSeq and is a predicted model, not a curated record. The coding region runs from base 290 to 2425 and encodes 711 amino acids. Gene Ontology annotation, molecular function: DNA replication origin binding.
UUGUAUCCGUCGCGUACGGCAUGAGUCCGGAAUUCCAGCCAGCGCGUGUAUAUUUAUAAGUCCAAUGAAUGGGGCGCCUCUUAUUCGCCAAUUAAGCCACCGAGACCGAGGCCGAGCCCAGCCAGCCAGUCCGUCCGCCCGUUCUCUCUCAGCAUCCUUCACGUCCACCGCGCGCGAGGGCCGUCGCCUGGACGCCCGGCUACUGCCAGGCGAUCUGCCGCGCCUAUAAGCACCGCUCUUCGGCUGCUCAUGGGGAUCGUCGCGCGCCUCGCUGUCUUAUGAUGCUAAGAUGGCGCUAUCUACGCCCACCAGCAGCGCUUCCCGUCGCUUCAACCCUCUCUCCUCCCCCAGCAAAAACGAUACGCCUCAACCCGUCGUCCUGGUCAGGCCGAUCCUCCCUCAGAAGGCCGUCACCGACGCAUCCAUCGAGGAAGCCUACGUGAAUUUUAUCCUCUACUGCAACCCGGCCGUGCCUCUGGAGACCGACACCGCCGCGCUCAGGGAGGCCUUCCGCACCCCCCCAAGAAGCGAGGGCAAGAGCUUCAGCACCUUCGCCCUCUUCGAACUUAUCAAGCAGCUGCAUGCCAAGGAGCUCAAGACCUGGGCCGACCUGGCCCUGAAGUUGGGCGUCGAGCCGCCCGACCACGACAAGGGCCAGAGCUCCCAGAAGAUACAGCAGUAUGCUGUCCGAUUAAAGCGGUGGAUGCAUUCCAUGCACAUCGAUGCCUUCUUCGACUACCUGAUGGACAACCCGCAUACCUACUGGACUCACAUCCCCACCGACCCGAACCCCGUAUGCGAGGACGGCCGGGACGGCGUCGCCGCCCAAGACGACAUGGCUUUGCGUGCGCUGUUGCCUCACAUCCGGCCCCGUCGGGGUCGGAAACGGCCCGAAGAAGACGGCUUCAGCAAAUCCCCCUCGCAGAGGCCCCGGUUGGGCUCCCCGUCGUUCAACCGGCCUCGGCCGGAUUCCCUCGACCCCUGGACCGCCCAUCCGGACGGCAGAAGCGCCUUCAUGUUUCCGCAGUCAGACCCGAGAUCGAGCUUGCUGCCGGAAGCGGCCUCAGCCUUUCCCUGGAACCACGACGCCUCUCGGGAACCGAUGUCGGCGUAUCCUCAAUCGGCCAUGACACCCUCGACGAGAGGGACGUUUUGGGGCGAUCCGUCGGAGCCUCGCUCGGCCGUCAGCCCGCCGAAAGUCAAAUCCCUCGGCCGCCGCCACGGAGCUAAGGUGGUCUCCUCGGCUUGGAGAAGCAGCGGCGCGUUCACGACCGGUAGGCCCCGCGGCCGGCCACCAACCAGCCGCCCCAACGAGAGCUCUCUGUCGGCAGUCCUCGACGGCCCCGCGCCUCCUCUCGAACCUACUACCACACCCCAGUCAGCGACACCAACAUCCUCGCCCAUGCCACCUCCCGACCCGACGCCGAGCUCAGCCGGUCCAACAUCUACGCCUACCACGCGUCCUACCCGACCCGGCCGUCUAUCGCUCCAAGUACCCGAAAGAGCCAGCGCACCGGUUAGACUCGCGACCCCGCCGCCGCCACUGCCGCCGCCACCUCCUCCCGCUGUCAUGGUAAACGGAAAAGCCGCGAUAAACGGGGACCCCGGCGUCGCCACUACUCCCACCACCAACGGCACGAACGGAGUGGCCACUCCCAACCACGGCAGCACCCGGUUCGCGGGGGACGCGUUCACAGUAUUCGACCGGACCUCGGCCUUGUUUACGGCGGUGCCGGCGGAUGGCGGGGCUAACGGGAGCUCGGCAAUGCUGCGAUUUGACCCGCAACGCGGCGGCGGCGACGACGACGACGACGACGGGAUAGGAUUCGGGGCGGGGGGCGACCGGACAAAUUGUGAGGAGAUCGAAGCGCUUUUCGUGGCGGACCUGCUCGAAGGAUCAUGGCUGGACGCGGACAUGCAGCCCGGGCCGCCGGGCACGAUCGACGAGGCGCUCGCGCUCGUGCGUGCCGUCAUCGCGAGCAUCUCGCGCCAGGCGCUUACCAAGGAGGCCUUCCUCAUCAACCUGUCGGCGCUCGCCGGCGUAAAGUACAUGAUGCGCCGCGGCAGCAGCUGGGUGCAGCGCAUCGAGGUCGGGCCCGACCGCACGCGCUACCAGUGCUCGUGGGGGCUCCGGUACGGCGCCGUCAGCGGCACCUUCAGGCUCACCGAGACGGUGGCGCACGCGCGGUGGAAGGGAGCGCCGGGGGGAGGAGGAGCAGGAGGAGCAGGAGCAAGCGUGGUGGACGUGCCGCCGUGCGGGGACGCGGCCGCCGAGUUCUGGCGCGCAAGGUAUGCGGGGCUCGCGCGCGCGGUGAACCGGCGCGGGUGGGACGCGGACGGUGACAUGCACGAGGAGCCGGGGAACGGGGGUGGGAACGGGACUGGGAGUGGGGCCGCGGUGAGGGACGGGCCGAAGGGGACGUAGGCUUAAAGAGGCGGGUUACGGUGACGAGGAUGGGCCGCGCGAGAAGAGGACCCAGGGUUCCCGCCGGAGACGCUUCUUCUCCUGCUCCGGCUGGCGGCCCCCCGUGUGCUUGUAUUUCUAUGUGGUUUGUCUAUUCGGCUGUUUUGUCUGUCCCGUUCUGCUCUGUUUUUUUUGUUUCUUUGAAACUUCCGAAAGAUACCCCCUGGAACUGCUUUAUAUCCUGUAUACACGCAUCGAAGAGGAGGGGACCGGAGGUCAAGGCGUAA